AUGGCCCGCGCUCCCGCCUCCGCCCCGGCGCCCCCCCCGUGGCCGGACUCCCGGCGUGCCCCGCGCGGGGGGGGCCCCUCCCAGCCCCCCCCGCGUCCCGGGACCCCCCCCCAAACCGCGGGUACCCCCCCCUCAGCCCCCCAUGACCCCUCGGUGCUCGCUGGGACCCCCCUCCCUCCCGUUUCCAUCCCGGACAUCACCGAGCCCCCCCCCACACCGGGGGUCCCCGAAUCCGCCGCUGCCCCCCCAGGGGACCCCGAGAUCCCCGCGCCCCCCGGGGGGGUGGUCGUGGUCGGGGGGGGGUCCCGGCGGGUUCUGUUCGCCGAUGCUCUGGGGCUGCCCCUGACCCGCCUGCGGCAAUACCGGCCCUGGGACCCCCGGGGGAGGGGGGGCGGCGGGGGAGGGACCCCCGAAAAGGGGGAGGGGGGCGCGGUGGGAGAGCCGCCCCCCCCCGGGAUCUGGAUGAGGCCUGGGAAGGGCAGGCCGCAGGAGGCGGAGGACGCGCAGCCCCCACCCCCCGAGCACAGCACAGAGCCUGACCCUGCCCCAACGCCCCCAACGGAUGCGGAGCAGCCGCCAGCACAGGGCACCGAGGACGAGGCGGUGGCGCGGGAGCUGGAGCAGCUCUACCUGUCCCACCUGCGCCGCCUUCGCGGGGGGGACCCCAACGACAGCGACCCCCUCCCCAAAACCGGGGACCCCCCGUUUCCCGACCGAGCCCCCAACACGUCCCUGGCCAACGAGAUGGCGCUGCGCUAUGAGGGGGGCGGGGGUCGCUGCAGCCCCCCGGCGCUGCGGGGCAGGGGGGGCCCCCUGGAGGGGGCGCUGGUGGUACCGGCCCGGCCCCCCCCCCGCGGCAGAAGUUUUGGGGGGGCCCUCAGGGGGUGCGGGGUGGUUUUGGCUUUGGCCGUGCUGGUGCCCGUGGCCUGGGGGGGGGACGGGGGGGGUCCCACGGCUGCGGUGGCUUUGGGCAUUUACCUGGCGCUGGCGUGGCUCACGUGAGGGUGGGGGGACCCUGAUUGUCACCCCCAAAAUUGUCACCUCCCCAAAAAGUCACAGCAACACCCCCACACAUUUCACCUCUGAAAAAGUGGGACAUCCCUAAAUCAGUCAGGGGAGGGGGCGAUGGAAGGGUACCCCCUAAAUGGAGGGGGGGAAUGGAAGGGCACCCCCUAAAUAGAAGGGAACCCCUAAAUGGAGAGGCACCCCCAAAUGGAAGGGUGCCCCCAAAUGGAAGGAACCCAAAAUGGAGGGGCAUCCCCUAAAUGGAGGGGAACCCCCAAAUGGAAGGGAACUCCCUAAAAGGGAGGGGCACCCCCAAAUGGAAGGGAACCCUAAAAUGGAAGAUUCCUAAAAUGGAAGGUGCCCUAAAAUGGAAGGGCACCCCUAAAAGGAAGGGCACCCAAAAUGGAAGGGCACCCCCAAUUGGAAGGGAACUACCAAAAGGAAGGGAACCCCAAAUGUAGGGGCACCCUAAAUGGAAGGGCACCCCUAAAGGAAAGGAACCCUAAAAUGGAAGGGUAACCCCUAAAUGGAAGGGAUCCCCCCAAAAGGAAAGGAACCCCUAAAUGGAGGAGCACCCCCAAAAUGGAGGGGAACCCCCCAAUUAGAAGUGAACCCCUGAAUGGAAGGGCACCCCAAAAUCAGAGGGCGCCCAAAAUGGAAGGGCACCCCUAAAGGGAAGGGCACUGCAAAAUGGAGGGGAACCCCCAAUUGGAAGGGCACCCCUAAAUGGAAGGGAACCCCCCAAAUUGAAGGGCACCCCCAAAUCCCCCCCCCACACCGGGGUGGGGGGCACUGUCACUUUGUGGGACCCCCCCCACCCCCCCCGAAUCAUGUGCACCCCACCCGGGUUUUGGGGUGCCCCUGUGUACAUACAGCCAUGGAACGAU
Messenger RNA from Zonotrichia leucophrys gambelii, 1892 nucleotides. RefSeq names its product proline-rich protein 2-like. The record is from RefSeq and is a predicted model, not a curated record. The coding region runs from base 1 to 1002 and encodes 333 amino acids. The transcript is spliced from 4 exons. Lineage: Eukaryota; Metazoa; Chordata; Aves; Passeriformes; Passerellidae.